UUUAAACCAACAGCAAAAGACAAAGAAAUAAUAAACAAAGCUAAUAUUCGUGGCACAAUUGAGGAUGUUCUUCUUUUUUACCACUAUAAAAAAUACGCGAUAGUUAUUAAUAAAGUUACUCGCUUAUAUGCAAUUAGAUUAAUUAAUUAUGAAGAUGAUGGUGAAAACAGAGUGGAAAUAUUAGCAGUUAAAAGAUUUCCUGACUUGAUAGGGUUCUAUCCAACAGAGAAAGAAGUCGAGAACAAAGUCAAAAGUAUUAAAUAUAAUAAGGAUGGAGAAAUAGACCAAUGCAAAUAUAAAUUUGAAACCCAUGAGGAAGGUAUGAAAAAUAAUGUAUUAAUAAUUGGAAGAACAGGAAGUGGCAAAUCUGCCUUGGCUAAUGUAAUCAGCAAUGUUGAUGUAUUUGGAGAAAGUGAUGGUUCAAUUAGCAAAACUAAAAACUUUCAAAUCAAAGAAUUUAAAUGGGAAGGAACAAAAUAUCGAGUGAUUGAUACUGUCGGAUUCGGCGAUACUAAUUUAUCAGACAAGGAUGUCAUUUUAAAAUUGGCUGAGGCUAUUCACUCAAUGAAACGAGGGAUAAAACAAAUAUUUGUGGUAUUGGGAGGAAAAUUUACCAAUGAGGAAAUAGAACUUUUUGAGUUAGCUGAGAAAAUUUUCGGAAAAAAAAUCAUUAAAAACACAACCAUUGUGAGAAAUAGAUUUGACAAUUUCGAUGACCCUAAAAAAUGUGAUAAAGAUAAAAAAGAUUUGAUAAAUGAAAAUAAAAAAAUUGCUGCUAUAAUUAGUCGCUGCAAUGGAAUCAUAUAUGUGGACAAUCCCCCAUUAAGAGAAAAUGAACAAAGACGAAAAAUUGAUCAAGAAGACAGAGAAAAAUCAAGAAAAAUAUUAUUGAAUCAUUUGAAAACUUCUUGUCAAGUAAGUUACAAAAUGGAUCAUUGGGAUGAGAUAUGUGUGGGAAUUAAUGAUUACAUGAAUGCAAAAAAAUGGAAAGAAGAAAAUGAACCUUUAUUAACUGAUGACUUAAUUAAAAGAGAAAUAAAUGAACUAAAAGAAGGGAUUCUUGAAGAAUUAAACGCUCAGUCAAAUAAACCAGGACUAUUCAAAAACACUUGGAUUUCCAAAAACAAUAGUUAUCCGAACAGAGGUUGUGUUGAAAUUUUAUCAAAAGCUGGAAGGCCAAAAACUUUGAUUAAAAAUAAUAAUCGCGAUAAAAUUAAAGACUAUUUUAAGGCUGAAACCGAUUUAGGAUUUGCACCAAGACUAUUUUGCAUG
Entrophospora candida is the source of this 1272-nucleotide messenger RNA. The record is from the annotation of a GenBank genome assembly. NCBI's taxonomy places the organism in Eukaryota, Fungi, Glomeromycota, Glomeromycetes, Entrophosporales, Entrophosporaceae.